AUGGUCCCGCCAGCCCAGACAUUCACCCGCGAUGAGGUGCGGGAGCACACCACAGAGGAUUCACUUUGGUGCGUCAUCGACAGCAUUGUCUACGACCUGUCCGAAUUCGUAAUUGCCCACCCUGGAGGGGAGAGCGUCCUGCACCAGGUCGCCGGACAAGAUGCCACGACGGCCUUCUACAACCUCCAUCGGCAAGAAGUCCUUGCCAAAUACGCUGAUCUUGCUAUCGGCACAAUCAGGGGCGAGAAGCCGCAAGUCAUUGUCCCCAAACCCGGCGACCUCAGCCCUGUUCCCUACGCUGAGCCGUUGUGGCUGGUCCGGCAUUUCAAGAACCCGUACUACAACGACUCCCACCGUCGUCUGCAGAAGGCCUUGCGCGAAUUCACCGACGAGCACCUGUUCCCAGAGGCCCAAGAGUGCGAGACCACGGGGCGGCUUAUCAGCCAGGACAUGAUUGAACUCAUGAGCAGGAAGGGAAUUCUUCACAUGAGACUUGGCCCCGGGAAGCAUCUCCAUGGCGUCGACCUGAUGGAUGGCGCUGUCAAGGGAGAGGAAUUCGAUUACUUCCAUGACAUGAUUGUGUCCCAGGAGCUCUCCAGAACCAUGACCCGAGGCUUCCAGGACGGCAACAUGGCAGGCAUGACCAUUGGCCUGACCGCCGUGCUCAACUUCGCCAACAAUGAGGCGUGGAAGAAGAGCAUUGCGGAGCAGGUCUUCAGCGGCAAGAAGAAGCUCUGCCUGGCUAUCACGGAGGCCUUUGCCGGCUCUGACGUCGCCGGUCUCAGGACAACGGCCCAGAAGACGGCCGAUGGCAAGCACUAUAUUGUCAAUGGGACCAAGAAAUGGAUCACCAACGGCACCUUUUGCGACUACUUCGUCACGGGGGUCCGCACAGAAAAGGGCCUGAGCGUCGUCGUAAUUGAGAGAGGCGAGGGUGUCGAGACCAAGCCCAUCAAGACGUCGUACUCCCCCGCCGCCGGCACCAGCUACGUGACCUUUGACAACGUCAAAGUUCCCGUCGGAAACCUCCUGGGCGAGGAGGACAAGGGCAUCCGCGUUAUUCUCAGCAACUUUAACCACGAACGAUGGACCAUGGCCUGCGGCUCCGUCCGAAACGCCCGCAUGAUUGUCGAAGAAUGCCUCAAGUGGGCCAACCAACGUCUCGUCUUCGGCAAGCGCCUCAUCGACCAGCCCGUCAUCCGUAAUAACCCCCAAACCCGCAUCAGGCUCGCCAAGAUGAUUGCCCUCGUCGAAGCCAACCACGCAUGGCUCGAGACGAUUACGUACCAAAUGUGCCACAUGCCGUACGAGCAGCAGGCCCAACACCUCGCCGGGCCGAUUGGUCUCCUAAAAAUGAGCACCACCCGCGCCGCACACGAAAUUGCCGACGAGGCCGUCCAGAUCUGGGGCGGCCGUGGACUGACGCAGACUGGCAUGGGUAAACAUAUCGAAAUGUUCCAUAGGACCUAUAAAUUUGAUGCUGUGCUCGGAGGUAGUGAAGAGAUCUUGUCAGAUCUGGGCGUCAGACAGGUUUACAAGAACUUCCCCAAGGCAAUGUUGUAA
This is a messenger RNA of Metarhizium album ARSEF 1941, 1563 nucleotides long. RefSeq names its product Acyl-CoA dehydrogenase/oxidase. The record is from RefSeq and is a predicted model, not a curated record. Gene Ontology annotation, molecular function: acyl-CoA dehydrogenase activity; flavin adenine dinucleotide binding. The transcript is spliced from 4 exons. The coding region runs from base 1 to 1563 and encodes 520 amino acids. Lineage: Eukaryota; Fungi; Ascomycota; Sordariomycetes; Hypocreales; Clavicipitaceae.